Messenger RNA from Saccostrea cuccullata (small rock oyster), 3619 nucleotides. Its product is annotated as protein tyrosine phosphatase domain-containing protein 1-like. Bases 151 to 2082 code for a protein of 643 amino acids. Gene Ontology annotation, molecular function: protein tyrosine/serine/threonine phosphatase activity; protein tyrosine phosphatase activity. Gene Ontology annotation, biological process: protein dephosphorylation; cilium assembly. Gene Ontology annotation, cellular component: cytoplasm. The transcript is spliced from 16 exons. NCBI's taxonomy places the organism in Eukaryota, Metazoa, Mollusca, Bivalvia, Ostreida, Ostreidae. The record is from RefSeq and is a predicted model, not a curated record.
UUCAGUACUGGAAUGUUUUCGAUGACAACAAACAUGGCUACUUAAAAAAAUACCAUCUGGCAUCCAUCAGAAAAGUCAUUUGAUUAUCAUGGAACGUAAAGUUACGUGAUUUACUAGACCAGAUAACGGAUAUUAAUUCCGAGAGCAGUCAUGAAAAAGUUUAACAAGACCAGCAUGGAACCUGACCCUGAUGAAAUUUUACACCCUGGGUUAGAGUCCCUGGCCUGGACCAAGGAACAUGAGGAAAAGGCUAGAGCUAAGCGUCCCUCGGCACGGUACACCAAAUUCUCGGAGCACGCUCGGUCCAUGAUCUCUGGGGAGAAGCAGUGUGCCCUCUUCUGUGGGGGCAAGAAAUGCAAGUACUGCCGGUCCGAGAACUGGACGCCGGAACAGAUGGACAUCAACGGACUAUACUCAAACUGGGUGACAGACAAUAUUCUUGCCAUGGCUAGACCUUCAACAAAACAAAUCAAAGAACACAAAAUCAUCGAGCAGUUUAAAAAACAUGACAUUAAGAGUGUAUUGAACCUCCAAAAGCCAGGGGAACACGCCGAUUGUGGGGAGGGGCUGGAGAAAAUGGGCUUCUCCUACGACCCACAGCUAUUUAUGGACAAUGACAUUUUCUUUUACAAUUUUGGAUGUGAUGCUUGUGAUAUGAUUAAAGCUAAAAAGCCAGACUAUGGGGUCGCUGCCCUCAGCACGAUACUGGACAUGGUCAAGGUCAUACAGUUUGGGGUGUCCGAGGGGAAAGUAGCCGUGCACUGCCAUGCUGGACUUGGACGGACAGGAGUUAUUAUUGCCUGUUAUUUGGUAUUCACAAACAGGAUGAGUGGCUCUGAGGCAAUCCAUUAUGUUAGAGUUAAAAGGACAGGAGCCAUUCAGACUAGGGGUCAGAUGCAAUGUGUACAGGAAUUUGAGCAAUACUUGAAGCCAUUCCGAGUUGUCUUUGCUUCUAGGUCACCUGGAUCGCAUGAGUUUACUCUGAUGCAAUACUUAAAUCGACAAAGGCACAUGCUUCAUGGAUAUGAAGGGCGAAAACUUAAACAUGUGCCAAAGGUUAUAUAUGUUGUGUGUGAAAAGCUUCUACAGUUGGCUAAUCUGGGUCAGUCCCUCAGUAAGUUUGGCUCGAGUCGACGGAACAUGCAGGGCAGUAUGACAUCCAUGAGUGAAGACCCCAAAACAGAAUCAACCAAUCAGAGCGGGUCAGAUGUUUCUAUCAAAACUGCAGCAAAGAAUGGCAAGGACUCCUCAAAAACUAACAAAAAGGAGGGCAUACCUAGGGUAGACUCCCAAAAGUCUCUGGAACCAGAGACAUCUUCAAGACCUCCACUAUUAAAACAUGGAAGUAUAAGUAUGGAGGAUCUUAGUGAUGAAAAUUUAAAAACUGUUCUCAAAAUUGGUAAAAAUAAUGACUCGGACAGUAAUUCAUCUCGCGAGCCAUCCUUUAGCUCGAGACAGAACAGCGAGAUAGCUGAAACAUCUUCCACUGAUGAGUUACUGAGUUACAGUAAUGUGGUGUUGUCUGUCAAGGAAGUUGUGGACGCUUUAGCAACAUCAGACAUCUCAGAUGAGCAGUUUAACAUGGCAGAGAAUCUGGAGACCAAGUUAAAUGAGAGUGAGGAUGCCUGGCAUGACCUAGUUCUGGAGAAUGACCCUGUAGUUCUGGCUCAGGUCAUGUGGGAUUGGCUGGACCACCUUAAGGUGCCUGCUUUAAGAGCUCAGGAUUUGACCUUGAUCUCCCAGUUCUCAGAUGACCCUGACACUGGAUUACAGAAGUUAGAAAAAGGCACAAGAUAUACUUUGGAGUAUCUCAUAAAGAUAGUUGAAAAACUGAAACCAAUGGACAAGCUCACAGAAAACAAUGUCAUGGAGAAGCUCCUGUCCUACAUGACCCAUCAGUGGGUCACUGUAUUGGAGUCGUCUACAGCUGGCAGUAUAGACAGCUGGUCAAUGUCUACACGGAACAGUGACAGUGUGGACGAAGACCAUCACUGGGGGACCAUGAAAUACAGCAUGUCCACAAAAUUAUACGCCUUUGUCAGGAAAAUCCAGCAAAAUCUUGCCAAGGGUGCAAAGAGCUGAUUGUGGCAGCUAUGUUUAUAUUUUUUUCCUUUACUGGGUCACCUGAGUCAAGUGACCUAUUGCUAUCUGUUUUCAGUCAUCAUCAGGUGCCAUUCUUCAUUCAAGAAUUUUUUAAACCCUUUAGCUUCUUUUCUUGAACCACAGAAAUCAAUUUCAAUUAAUUUUGCAUAAAGCAUCUAUGGAUGGAGGGAAUUUUAACUUCUCCUUCAAAUAAAAAAGAUUAAUACAAGAAUUUUUGUGUGUAAUGCAAGUAUGAUGGUCAUGCAGAUAGACUUUAAAAUUGACAAAAAACUAGAUCUAUGUACAUUACCUGCUUUUCAAAGACUAAGAGAAAGUUACAUGAUAGAUUAAUAGGCAUGUUGUUUGGCCAGCAUGGUGUUAAAGACAGAUGUCUGUGUACUGAACAAGCAGUGGCAAGUAAAUAGAUCUGCCUGCUUAAUGACUUGUUACUAAGUACUAGGUUAACUAUUUUAUUCACCUCCUGAUCAUUCUAGUUUUGGACAACAUGUCUUUUUCCGAUUAUCAAUAAUUCUAUGGAUCCUUUACAGUGUUGUACUUUACACUGUUGAUCAGUUUUUAUUAUACGUCUAUGGAUCCUUUACAGUGUUGUACUAUACUCAGGUGACCAUUAGGUCCCUUUUUGGGGCCUCUUGUAACUUGCAACAAUGUUUAUAAGGUAAACAGCAAUAUAGAAAAGUGCUUCAGAAGGUCAUUGGUUUGGUUGAGUGCAUCACAGGCUCCUUUUUAAUUUCUGUGAAAAGUAUAAAACAAAAAUUUUUGAAUGUAAGAAAAGGAGCUAGAUUCUGGCAUGGAUGGUGAAAUUUUUUAUUUCAGACAUUUAAUUUUUUUUGUAAAGGCAAAGUCAGUCGUCCCCUAGUUACCUUCUUGUUAUUCCCCCUCAUUUUUCCCGAAAACUCCCGAUUAUAGACAAAUCAUGUUUUCUUAGAGAAUAUUACGGUACUUGUUUCUCUAAAUGUAAGACAAGAAUGUAUUUUAAGUACUGCAUUGAAUUGAGUUCAGUGUAUGAAGAAUAUAGUUUGAUAGUAAAAAAAUGCAUAAUAUGAAUGCAGUAGUUCUAAUGUGUAAUAAUGAAUCUCUAAUGUACUUAAUAACAAAAUUACAUCUGCGCUAAUCAAUCUUUUUAAAAUUGAAGAUAGCACACAUCUUGUUGUUUUAAAAAGUACUCAUAUGUUAUUAUAAGUCAAAUAGCCUUUUAUGCAUUUACACAAAAAAGGGACAUACAGUAAGCAGUCAGAUUUUCACAAUAUCCUCAAAACACUUCAUGUCAAAUCACUAACAGAGACUUUUUUAGUUUCAUUUUCUUAGUAUUCCUUUUAAGGAAUAGAUUGAGAGUCUAGAUGAUCUUCCAGUGUUACUAAACUGUUUUAUGGUUUGAAUAUCAAAUAUUAUAAUGUAAAUGUAAUUUAUUUUUCUCACGUUGUAAUAUUUGUAAUCUAUGGUCCGUCCAUUUUGUUUUAUGUUUUAUUCUUCUUGUUUUGAAGUUACUACUGAGAAUCAAAAUAAAUGGAUAUUUUGA